Boeremia exigua is the source of this 791-nucleotide messenger RNA. RefSeq lists its product as uncharacterized. The transcript has 3 exons. NCBI's taxonomy places the organism in Eukaryota, Fungi, Ascomycota, Dothideomycetes, Pleosporales, Didymellaceae. The record is from RefSeq and is a predicted model, not a curated record. The coding region runs from base 261 to 464 and encodes 67 amino acids.
CGUAACGUCAGUUCGAGGAGCAGGUUUCUCUGGUAAGCAUGAUGGGCAUGUGCUGUUUGCGGUCACGCUGCAUGAUUGAGAUUGUGGGAAAUUGGCAUGUACAGCGCGUGCGGUGAGGGAGGGGAGUCGCGUUUGUUUAUGCUUUCAUUCCACAGCAAAACCCAAACCACUACUACUACAACACUCUCCCGCACACCAGAUCACGAAGUCCACCAUCACCAUCACCACACUUAUCAAUCAAACAUCACACAACCGCAAACAUGGGUGCCGUAGUCUCUUGCAUCAAGUCCAUCUUCCGCACGAUCGGCAACUGCAUCAUGGCCAUUGUUAACGCCAUUGCCGCCGGAUUGAAGGCCAUCAUCAACGCCAUUGUCUCCCUGUUCGGCAUCAUCAUCUCCUGCCUGACUUGCGGCCGCGGCGGUGGUAGACGCGCUCGUACUUCGCACCACACGAGUAGAGUCUAAACGGCUUCCCGUCUUGUUUCUGCACUGACACGUUGUGUCAGCCAGGAAAGUGAGGCGGGAGUUGGGCGUCUGAGGAAGCGGAGCUACUAGCGAAGCAAACCACGCCAACAUCACGACUGCUAUUGGAGAGGCGCUGUAAUGCAUGAGCAUACUGGAGUUUUCUUUUGUACGAUAUGGAGAUGCGCCGGAUACCCGAUGAGGAGUGCAAGCAUUCUUGAUCACGAGUGGCGCAUAGAUACCCCAGCUUUUCGAUGAAUCGAUUCUAAUUACGAGUAAAACUACUUUUGAUGUGACUCUCGACGCUUCCUUCACGGAUAUUUUUACUAA